Molecule: messenger RNA, 4974 nt
Organism: Notothenia coriiceps (black rockcod)
Lineage: Eukaryota; Metazoa; Chordata; Actinopteri; Perciformes; Nototheniidae
Gene: itpkb
Product: inositol-trisphosphate 3-kinase B
Exons: 12
Coding region: 618-2942 (774 amino acids)
Biological process (GO): inositol phosphate biosynthetic process; phosphatidylinositol phosphate biosynthetic process
Cellular component (GO): nucleus; cytoplasm
Molecular function (GO): inositol hexakisphosphate kinase activity
Source: RefSeq, a predicted model, not a curated record
UUUACUACGAGCUGCAGCACUCAUGACAACAGAAACCUCCCCACAAAGUAUGAGAGCAAGCUGCGAGAGCAUUUCACUGCUCGGUACGACAAGCUUUAAAGUUUUUGUGUAAUAAACACAGCGAAAACCCUCCCGGGAAACCAAACUACAUUUUGAAAUCUUCUUCUUCUUUUUUAGAGGAGGCUUUUUUGGGUGAAAAGGUGAAAAAUCGGGGAAAAAAGCACCGGCGGCAGCGUCGAAGAAGUUCGUUUUUUUUGGAAGAAACCAAGAACACGACCACAGAAGAAGAGCAUAUUAAGUUGCUGUAGUGCACACGGAGCAGCGUAUUCCUAUGAGUCGCGUUAAAAGUGUCAGACACAGACAGAGAAGAGUCAUCCUCGGGAUUAUAGCUGCUGGCAUCUGGCUGUAAUAUCACUCAGACCAAUAAAAGUGUCACGGAGAAGCCUUGGAGAGGACGGGACCUCGGGGAGUGGCGGGUGCAGGGAGCGGUGUGGAGCUGUUGCUGUGGACUGAAGACUGAAGAAACACUGAGAGCCGUCCUCCACCCCUCCCUGCUGCUCCAGGGGAGAUAGUCAGAUGUGCACCCGGCACUCAAAGCCCCUGGCCUGGCCGCAAGGAUGGCAGCCUCUGCCCUGAACGGCCUUGGAGUCAUGAACAGCAGUAAUCAGUUUCACACCCAACCAGGCUCCUCUAGCACCGCCUCCCGAACUAGAACUAGUCCAGUGGGCCGUCCUGUGCUUCCUGUUCCUGAUCGGAGCACCUUCUGUCCGCUACUGGCCGUGGGGGCGCUGGGCGGAGGUCUCUACAGCCCAACCAGCCCUAAGAGCCCUCGAACCCUGGGAGGGACUUUUGUCUUCCCUCCUUCGUCCUCUCUCUCCCCCAGCCCCACACACCGCGCUCGCUCCCCCUCCCCACGAAGCCCGGAGCUCCUGGGAGUCAAUGUGGGCCAGCGGGUCCGUCGACUGAGCUCCUCCGGGGGUGAGGAGAGAGGAGAAGGUGAAGGGCAGGAGGAGAGGGGAGGAGGGGAGACGGGAGGAGGCGAGAAGCGAGAGGACAAGAGACGCCAGGCGCAGCAGCUGCAGAUACACAGAGAGCUGCAGAACGUGGAGGUCAGGGGAAAAGUGGGCAUUUUCGAGGCUCACAUUUCCGGGAUUCGUGCCCAAGUGCUUAACACUGAGCUCCAGCGCAGCCCUCGGCCUCCAAGACGAUCGCCUAGCCAAACCCCCACCGAUCCCAACCAAGGAAACACAGACUUUAAAUUCCAGAUGACCCACCCGCAAGAGAGUAAAGUUCCUGCUGUGGUCCAAAAUGGAAGAGAACAGGAGGAAGAAACUGUGGAAGUAGGAAGGAGAGGAGAUGAGGAGGAUAAAACAACAAAAACAGACAACAACACACUGAUUGGUCAAAAUGGCAGCCAUUCAGAAACAACAAUGCAAACUCCAUGUUUAGACGGAGCGUUUGUCGUUCGAGGCUCCCUGGAGACGUUAAACCCAGAUGAAGGGGAGGAAACAGAGGGAGGAAAAGACCAAGGGGAGGUAGAAAACAAACAAAUGUUGGGAGACGAAAGAGAACGGACAGAGGGAGAAGUAAGAGAUGAGAAAGAGGACCGAUCUUGCCUUGAGACGUCGCUCCAGACAGAGGGGGAUAGGUUGGAGGUCAACCCAGGAAUGGAUGCUUUCCCUCGGGCACAAAGCAGUGAGAGCGCCCCCUGUUUAAUGGACACCGAUAACACCUCCAACCACGGUUCCUCCAUCCCCGCCGUCAUUAUAACUGACCACGGGUUGGACAGCCAGCUUCAAACUUUUGAAGACCCCGGCUCAGACCAAGGGUUAGGCUGCACCCCCAGCCCCAGUUCCAGCCCCGUCCCCGGAUCAAACUUCUCCACCCGCUCCCUCAGGAAGCUGUCGUCCUCCUCUGCCUCUUCGGCCGGGUUCUCGUCCUCCUGGGAAGAGUCUGAGGAGGACAUUUCCAGUGAUACAGAGAAGGGAGAGCAGCUCCUCAACCCUGAAGUCCUCACUUCUCAACAGAGAGCGCACAAGUCUUGGAGGAAGAUAAAGAACAUGGUUCACUGGUCCCCGUUUGUCAUGUCCUUCAAGAAGAAAUAUCCCUGGAUACAACUGGCAGGGCAUGCAGGGAGUUUCAAGGCGGGAGCUAACGGCCGUAUACUAAAAAAACACUGUGAAUGUGAGCAGCGCUGUUUGUCCCUCCUGAUGAACGACGUGCUUCGCCCGUACGUCCCUGGUUACCACGGAGACGUAGAGAAAGACGGCCAGAAAUACAACCAGAUGGAGGACCUGCUGGCUGAGUUUGACUUCCCGUGUGUGAUGGACUGCAAGAUGGGAGUAAGGACCUACCUCGAGGAAGAGCUGACCAAGGCUCGUAAGAAACCCUCCCCGAGACCGGACAUGUAUCAGAAAAUGGUGGAGGUUGAGCCUGAUGCGCCUACGCCCGAGGAAAACCUCCAGAAAGUGGUGUCCAAACCCAGAUACAUGCAGUGGAGAGAGACCAUAAGCUCAACCGCCACCCUGGGAUUCAGGAUAGAGGGCGUCAAGAAGGAGGACGGGACGGUGAACAGAGAUUUUAAGAAGACGAAAACGAGAGAGCAAGUUACUGCGGCCUUCCAUGACUUUGUCAAAGGAAAUAAAGACGUACUGAACCUUUAUCUAAGUAGGCUGGAAGAAGUCAAAAACACUCUGGAGAUCUCCCCAUUCUUCAAAACGCACGAGGUGAUUGGCAGCUCCUUGUUAUUUGUUCACGACAGUAAGGGGCGGGCCAAAGUCUGGAUGAUCGACUUUGGGAAAACCACGCCUCUUCCUGAGGGGCAGGAACUGACCCACCGAGCAUCGUGGGUAGAGGGCAACCGAGAAGAUGGAUACCUGUCUGGACUUGAAAGUUUGGUGAACAUCAUUUUAUCCAUGGCGAACUCUGAACCUGAAGUCUGAGGGUUUAGAAAAGUCAACCAAGUGAACUUUUGGACACACGAUAAACACUUCCUUUCAUUCUUCCUCUCCCUCUGGAACACUUUGGACUUCCUCAAGGAUUCCUCCACCGACAUAUGUCCGUUUGUGGGAAACCACAUCAUCCCAUGACAAUGUUUGGCCUAAUCCAUUCAUAGACACAACCUUUUUUAUUAAUAUCCUGUCCCCUCAAGGAAUAGGCCUUUUUCACAACACUUUUUUCUGUAUUUUUUCUACUAUGACAAAGAAAUGUCUGCUGUGAAAAAAAUCUCUUCUUACAAGAAAUAAGUAGAUUACCUAAUCCAAAUUGAAAGCUAAGGCUAAUGAUAUUUCAUAUUUUUAACAAAAAAACAAACAAACAAACAAACAAACAAACAUGAAAAGACCAAAAUCAACAAUGUUAGUUUGUCUUUCAAUAUCUGCCCAGCCUGUACGUCUUUCUCCGCCCGAAGCCAAUUUAAUCCUGACGAAGACAUAAAUAUGUACAAAAAUGAUGACAUUGAUCACAACAUUUUUUAUUUAUUUAACUUUUUAGCUUGGUUCUAGUUUUUAGCAAAAAAUACUCAAACAGGAGUAAAUAUUCCAUUUGAUGGAGACUUUUUAGUAGCGGAAUAUAAACUAAAAACAAGGGCCGAAACUGUGGCCGCCAAAAUUGUGGGGAACAACGUUUCAUAUACAGUCACAAAGAGGGAGUACUUAGGCAAAGAGAAUGUGCUUUAUAGGGCUUUUGAGACACAGGCAAUAUUUUCACAAAAUCAUUUAAUUGUUGUUGUUGGUCUUUUGUGGGGAUUUGUUGAUGAUAAUAAGAAAGGAAGAAACUGUGUGUGGAAUUUCUACAUUUCUGACCAUGGCGCCCCCUGGUGGUUGCAGAAAAAAACCCACUUGUUCUAUAUUAUGCUAUCCAAAUUGGCUAUAAUCACAUAGAAAUUGUACAUGGAGUCACUUUAAAGAGGCAAGUUCAACUCCCCAAAUGUUAUGUCAAAUGUGUUGAUCCAGGAACACUUAAGUUCUCAUGACUGUGAAACAGAUUCCAACGUAACAUAGACGUACCACCAUUCAGUCAGACUUUGAUUGUAAUUCUUCCUCAGCAAUUCUGAAUUGAAUUGUAUUGGAGUGUUUGUCUGUUUUGACCACAACAGCACAUUGCCACUAUCCUUACAAAAAAAAAAGAAGUGCACUUGAUUCGGUUUCACCACUAGAGGUUGUACAGUUGAGUGUGUUUUACAUUGUCUUUUAGCUCAUUUUAACCUUUGUUUAACCAGCCACAGUUAGAAUUUAGAUGUGGAGUUAAAUUAUAAAUCCCACAGCAGUUUCAGUGUGUUAUGGAGAUAAUUGUUUCAUAUUUAACAUUUUUUUCAGCCAUCUUGGUGUCUAUACUGUAGUUCUUCCCUGGCCAAACACUUCUUCUCACCAUUAUUACACUCUGUAUGUUGGGAUUGUUCACAUUGUACAAUAAGAUGUAUUAUGUUUGAUUGUAGAUUUUGUAACAUUAUUUUAGUGAACUCAAAUCCUGUGGAACACUUACAGCCAUGAACAAUCUUAUUUAAGCUAUACAGUGCCUUGACAUUACAAAGCCAAGUGAAAAUAUGUUAUAUUUUUUAUGUUAUGACAGACUUUUCUUCAAGUCUUAACUGUUACUGUACGUAGUUUUGGGUGCAUGUUUAUUAUUCUCUUGAAGUGUGGGCUUAAUUUGUAUUUCAUUUUGUCUUUAUUUAUAAUAUUAUAUUAUGUUUUUUUUUAGUUAAUGGGAUACUGUGACAUCUUGAAUUUUGGGCUGUUAUGCUGUUUUGUCUUCAGGCAUGUGUUACAAUAUGAGUGGAAGUCAAACUGUGGGGCGAGUAGCUGACAUUGAGAACGUUAUUCAGAACAUUGGACGUGGCUAUAGAAAAGAUCAAUGAUGUUAAGAUUCAAUGCAACAGUUCACUUGGCAGAUAAGGUAGAAAAAUAUGUCUCAUAAUGUAACAGGUUCUUGAUGAACAAUAAAAACAAAAUAGUAUAUAGCUUCCACUUCACCAUA